Anopheles marshallii is the source of this 552-nucleotide messenger RNA. RefSeq names its product mpv17-like protein. The record is from RefSeq and is a predicted model, not a curated record. Gene Ontology annotation, cellular component: membrane; cytoplasm. The transcript has 4 exons. Lineage: Eukaryota; Metazoa; Arthropoda; Insecta; Diptera; Culicidae. Bases 1 to 552 code for a protein of 183 amino acids.
AUGGCAACACUGCUGAAAGCUUUCGGUCGCUUCUUCACGAAGCAUCCUUUGGCGGGAAAUGGACUCGUGUAUGGGACGCUGUACGUCGGUGCAGAAUUUUCGCAACAAACAAUUACGCGAAAGUUCUUGACCGACCCGCCACAAGAUAUUGAUCGACCAACGCUAGCACGAUACGCUGUCAUGGGAACGUUCAUAUAUUCCCCAAUACUUUACAACUGGUACAAAUGGUUAGAUAAAACCUUCCCCGGCACUGCCAAACGUAUUAUAGUGAAAAAAUUGCUGCUGGAUCAGUUUGUGCUAACUCCUCCGCUGCUAGUGAUAUUCUUUACCGGAAUGUCCCUAAUGGAACAACAAUCAUCCAUCACCGAAGAGUGCCGUCAAAAGUUUGUGCCGACGUUUGCACGAUCCUGCCUGUUUUGGAUACCGGCCCAAACGCUCAACUUUGUCCUCGUGCCACCAAAGUUCCGCGUGGUUUACGUGGGUUCAUGUGCCUUCGCUUGGGUGAACAUUUUGUGCUGGGUUAAGCGGCAAAAGAUGCUCAGCACGAAUUAA